CGAUAAUCUUGUUUUAAUUGUAUUCUGGUUUGGUUCUGUUUAUUAUUUUUGUUUUUUUCUAUCGUAGGGUUUAAAUGACUCAAUUAUAAUGAAAGAUAAACAGAACUCCAUAAAAUGAUCGCGUUAGUCUGUGCAGAAAAUAUUGAAAUGUUUUCUGGUGUGUUUAGCUUCUGAAAGGUUUUAUCCUAUUCAUUGAUUUUUUGUUGACUGUGGAUUUAAUAAAUUAAGAUGAUUAAUCUCGUGAAUCUCCCUGAAGUGGUUUUAGAGAAGAUUUUCUCAUUUUUAACUUAUGACAGUAUCGCUCAAAAUAGAGUUGUAUGUAACAAAUUUAACGAAAUCGGUAGCAAAAUGUUGAACAAAGGAUAUUAUGCUGCUGAUCGUUUUCAUGGCAAAACCCUUAAAGCAAUUAAAGCCAAGUUACCAAGAAGAGAGUCUGAAAGAAGGGUUCAUCCUCUAGCUAGGCAAUGUGAUAUUUUAAUCGCUAUUGAGACUCGUUUGUCAAUGUUAGCUAUGACAUUUACAAAAUGGAUGGAUGCGAAAUUGUGUUGUUUCAUCCCAGGAAAGGUUAUUGAUGAAAUAAUGCGUGUGUUGCGAUGUGUUGCCAAUAAUCCUAGUCCUCCACGUGCUCAUGAAAUUCUUCAGGAGCUUAGAGAUAUAUCAUCAAUGGCAAUGGAACAUUUCGAUGAAAAAAUUCUACCUACUCUUAAAAUGUCGAUGGGUGUUCCUCCAUUUUUGCAAGUUAUUUUUGUUACAGCUGGUUCAAGCCGAGCUGAUGAAGAAUUGACCUUAGUGCCAAAACAGCGACUGUGUGUUUUUCCUCUUCAUCCUUCAAGCGGUACAGUAUCAGUUGCAGAAUUCAAUAAGUUAGUCGUCAGGGAAUCUAUUAAUAGAAAAAAGAUAAAGGCUCAAGCUGAAUUGAUAAGUAAACAAGCAAAUGAGAUCUCAGAAUUGCGGAAGCAUGUUGAAGAAUGGGAAGCCAAGUUACGAGACCUUACCGCAAACUUAAUAAAAGCCAAAGAUCUCCCAGGAAAUUCUUCUGCUAUCGUGUCUACUAGACAGAGUAGGAAAAGGAAAAGCGAAGAUGAAAGGAUUAUAACAAAUAAAAAAUGUAAAAAAGGCGAUCAUAGAAAAAAUAGAUCUGGUAGAAGCAGAGAUAUGCUGAUUUGUAAAUGAAUGAUUUAUUUCUAUGUCAGUGUGUUUUUAUGUCAUUUUAUACGUGAUAUGUGUAUUUCGUAAAGUCCUCU
Nezara viridula (southern green stink bug) is the source of this 1244-nucleotide messenger RNA. NCBI's taxonomy places the organism in Eukaryota, Metazoa, Arthropoda, Insecta, Hemiptera, Pentatomidae. The record is from the annotation of a GenBank genome assembly.